This is a messenger RNA of Drosophila yakuba, 1100 nucleotides long. RefSeq names its product 60S ribosomal protein L5 (gene RpL5). The coding region runs from base 132 to 1031 and encodes 299 amino acids. Lineage: Eukaryota; Metazoa; Arthropoda; Insecta; Diptera; Drosophilidae. Gene Ontology annotation, cellular component: ribosome; cytosolic large ribosomal subunit. The transcript is spliced from 5 exons. The record is from RefSeq and is a predicted model, not a curated record. Gene Ontology annotation, molecular function: structural constituent of ribosome; 5S rRNA binding. Gene Ontology annotation, biological process: translation; ribosomal large subunit assembly.
GUAUGUGCUUAUAUUAUAUUAUUAGGAGGUAUUUUUAGUACAUUAAAGGCUGGACCCAAUAAUGUCACACUAUUUUCCUUCUUUUUGCUAGCAAUUUCCGGCGAGCGGUUAUAUUGUUACUAAAUUUCAAAAUGGGUUUCGUUAAGGUAGUCAAGAACAAGCAGUACUUUAAGAGGUACCAAGUUAAGUUCCGAAGGCGUCGCGAAGGAAAGACCGAUUACUAUGCCAGGAAGCGCCUGACAUUUCAGGACAAGAACAAGUACAACACUCCCAAGUACCGUUUGAUCGUACGUUUGUCCAACAAGGACAUUACAGUCCAGAUCGCCUAUGCUCGCAUCGAAGGUGAUCGCGUGGUUUGCGCGGCUUAUUCCCACGAGCUUCCCAAGUACGGGAUCCAGGUUGGUUUGACAAACUACGCUGCUGCUUACUGCACAGGCUUGCUGGUCGCCCGCCGUGUGCUUAACAAGUUGGGUCUGGACUCUCUAUAUGCAGGAUGCACUGAAGUGACCGGUGAAGAGUUUAACGUAGAGCCUGUUGAUGACGGCCCUGGCGCAUUCCGUUGCUUCUUGGAUGUUGGACUCGCGCGUACCACAACUGGUGCACGUGUGUUCGGCGCUAUGAAGGGAGCCGUUGAUGGAGGUCUAAACAUACCCCACUCUGUGAAGCGUUUUCCUGGAUACUCUGCGGAAACCAAGAGUUUUAAUGCUGAUGUCCAUCGCGCUCAUAUAUUUGGCCAGCAUGUUGCAGACUAUAUGCGCUCUUUGGAGGAAGAGGAUGAGGAGAGCUUUAAACGGCAGUUUAGCCGAUACAUUAAGUUGGGCAUUCGUGCUGAUGAUCUUGAGGAUAUCUAUAAAAAAGCCCACCAGGCAAUUCGUAACGACCCUACACACAAGGUCACUGCUAAGAAGUCUUCUGCCGUUACGAAGAAGAGGUGGAAUGCUAAGAAACUCACAAACGAGCAACGGAAGACUAAGAUUGCAGCUCAUAAGGCAGCUUAUGUUGCCAAGCUCCAGUCUGAAACUGAGGCCUAAAAGUGAUCGACACCCGCUUUAGUUGAGAUUGGUGUAAAAAUAAAUAAACAGUUGUAAUGACACCAGCUA